AUGGCCGAAUCAGACGCAGACAAGAUCCGCAACAAGCGCCUUGCCAAACUCGGAGGUGGCUCAGGACCAUCAUCGCCAGCGCCAUCAUCUUCUAGUGUCGAGCCUCCGCCAGCCUCACCUUCGCCUGCAUCACAGGCACAAGACAAGUCAGCAGGUGAGCCUGCGGGCAACCCUUUCGCCCAACUUGGUGUCAAGAACGAGAACAAGCCGCCAACCAAGAUCAACAUCACACCUUCUGCUGCUCAGAAGCGCCCCAGCGAAGACUCGCCGCUCCCGAGAUCACGUCCGCAAGCCUCAGAAUCGCUCGAGAUAUGGGAGGAUCGUCAACUCAGUCAGAUCUUCCGUCUGUCGCUCAAGCCCGAAGUCGUCCGAGACGGAUCAUCGCAGCCUCUAUACUAUAUCGAGAGUGUGCGAGGAGAUCUGAUCGAACAGAAUGAGCCCCUCCAGCUCAAGACGAGCCUGCUGGACCAGGCCCUGCCUGAAGCCGCUGGCCUGCUGAAUAACAUUACACCGCUGGACUAUCUCCUGGCAUGCUGGAAGCGCAUCUCCAAGGCUUGUCGAAACAUGAGGAGUACAGACACCGAGAAUCCUAGAUUCAAGGUCUUGAUGGAGGCCAGACGGCUUUGUAUGAGCUACUGCAUCUUUGCAAUCACCAUGCCCGAGAUGUUCGGUUUUGAGACGCCACCCGAGAAUGCUCUAGCCAAGCACCUGCUCGCUGAACCUCAAAGCGACUCGGGCAUCGAUCACGACUUCCUCAACGAAGCUGUCUCGCGUUUCGAAGAGGACGAGUCAAUCAAGGAUGCCUUGAUCGGCGCUGUGGAGCAACUCAGCAGACAGCUGGCCGUAAUGUCUAUGAACGACAUCGAAUACAAAUACUACUUGACCGCCCUGCGAAACUUGAUUCGCUACCCAAAAAUCGUAGAGGCCAUCACACAGUCACCCGCUUUCUUGCCUGCCGGAGUUGCAGCACAGGACAUCGAGAUGGUUACCAUUCUGGGUCCCUUCUUCCGUCUCUCGCCGCUUCAGAACGGCGUUGCGCAAAGCUUCUUCACCACUCCUAGGUCAAAAGACAGAGCAUACAUCGUCAAUGCCCAACGUUCCCUCCGCAUGACACUCAACACGCAUCAAGAAGAGCUAUUUGACCUUGCUAACAUGAUCGUCAAAUCUGGAAAAGAGCCUCGCGAGAGGCUGCUAGAUUGGUUUGCUCACUGCAUGAACACCAACCACAAGCGCCGUGCUAUGAGAGUAGACGAGAAGACAACUUCAUCGGAUGGCUUCAUGAUCAACAUCACAAACUGUCUUGAUCGACUUUGUGAUCCCUUCAUGGACGCUACCUUCAGCAAGAUCGACCGCAUUGAUGUCAAUUAUCUGAGAAGAAACCCUAGGGUUGACAUCUCGGACGAGACCAAAAUGAAUGCCGACCAAAAGACCUCCGAUGCCUUCUACGAACAGAAGGUCGAAGGUACCAACAACUUCAUCUCUGAGAUCUUCUUCCUCACGGUGGCUGCUCAUCACUACGGUCCAGAGGCAGCCAGCACUAGAAUGGAACAGCUGCAGAAGCAAGUAAAGCAUAUGGAGAAGGAGCUUGAGAGGUUCGAAGCGGACAGGCAUAAGUACGCCCACGAUGCUAGAUAUGCCACUCGCUUCGAGCAACACCUACAGAAGUUCAGAAACGAUCUUGACAGGAUGCACAGCACGAUCCAUGCGACGACUGGUGUUCUACUUGAUGAAGUCUCUCAAGCAAGAUCAAUGCAGUUCAUGAGAUACGUGAUCGUCUGGCUUCUCGGUUUGGCAUCGGGACAGAAACUUCCUAAGGAGAAGUUGCGCCUACCCCUGCCUCAAGAGCAACCAGAGGUAUUCAAGUGCCUUCCUGAAUACUUCCUUGAGGAUGUAGUGGAUAACUUCAAGUUUAUCACACGCAAUAUUCCUCACAUCAUCACUUCCACUCAAUGCGAAGAGCUCGCAACCGUAUGCAUCACCUUCUUGCGUAACACCAACUACAUCAAGAACCCUUAUAUGAAGGCUGGAUUGGUCACCAUUCUCUUCCACGGCGUGUGGCCUUUCGGAAGCAAUUCAAAGGGUGUUCUUGGUGACCUCCUCAACGGUUCAGAAUUCUGUCAAAAGCAUCUAUUGCAUGCACUCAUGCAAUUUUACAUCGAGUGUGAAAGCACCGGAACGCAUACAGCUUUCUACGACAAGUUCAACAUCAGAUACGAAAUUUUCCAAGUCUUCAAGAGUGUCUGGGGAAAUGUUGUUUACAGAGAGAGUCUUGGAAAAGAGGCAGAAGUCAACACCGAGUUCUUCAUUCGCUUCGUCAACCUCUUGCUCAACGACGUGACAUAUGUGCUAGAUGAGGUAUUUGGCUCUUUCACCAAGAUUCAUGAUUUGCAAGAAGAACUCAAGGCUCCCGGAGCCGAUAACAUGGAGCAGGAAUUACGACAAGAAAAGGAAGAAGCUCUAUCUGAGCAGCAAGGCCGAGCCAAAUCUUACAUGGGCUUGACCAAGGAAACUGUGGCCAUGCUCACGCUAUUCACAGACGCUCUGGCUGGCGCUUUCACCAUGCCAGAGAUUGUACAACGUCUCGCAGACAUGCUUGAUUACAACCUCGAAACAAUGGUGGGACCAAGAAGACGCAAUCUCAAGGUCGAACAACCCGAGCAAUACGGUUUCAAGCCUCGUGAAUUGUUAUCGGAUUUGGUUGAUGUUUAUCUCAACCUUUCAGGCCGCGAAAACUUCCGUCAAGCGAUUGCACGUGAUGGUCGUUCUUACAAACCUUCAAACUUCGCACAGGCAGUGCAGCUCAUGGAGAACUUUGCUCUCAAGUCUCCUGAGCAGAUCAAGCAGUUCAUCGCUUUGACCGACGCUGUUGCAAUCGUGCACGCCCAGGAGAUCAUGGCCGAAGAGGAUCUUGGCGAGAUUCCGGAUGAGCUUCUUGAUCCUAUCAUGGGCUCGUUGAUGGAAGACCCUGUGCUGUUACCAAGCAGUAGACAGAUUGUCGACCGCAGCACCAUCCGCUCGCAUUUGCUCUCUGAUGCCACCGAUCCUUUCAAUCGUGUUCCUCUGGCUAUCGAGGAUGUUGUGCCAGCUGAAGAAAAGAAGAAGGAGAUUAUGGAGUUUGUUGAGAUGAAGAGAAAGGAGAAGGCUGCAACUACUUCUGGAGACCCGAUGGAUACCAGUGCGUGA
Molecule: messenger RNA, 3183 nt
Organism: Aureobasidium pullulans EXF-150
Lineage: Eukaryota; Fungi; Ascomycota; Dothideomycetes; Dothideales; Saccotheciaceae
Exons: 2
Coding region: 1-3183 (1060 amino acids)
Biological process (GO): protein polyubiquitination
Cellular component (GO): nucleus; ubiquitin ligase complex; cytoplasm
Molecular function (GO): ubiquitin-ubiquitin ligase activity
Source: RefSeq, a predicted model, not a curated record